ACGGUCGUGAUCAAUAUACCUCUCCGCAUACCAGGUUUCAUUCUCCACGCCCACUAGUGUGGUUCAGCAGUCUAACGAUUAAUUAGUUGUGGUGGUGUGGUGUAAUUUGUGUGCUCGAAUUUAUUAUAUCUUACUCGACUUGAAGCAAUGUCGGCCGACAGCAGCCCCCUAAUCUCUACUGUGCCCGAGAAUGAGCUUUUCAUUCAAGUUUCUCGAAAAGCUGACAACUACACAACUGGCGUAAGAACGACUGUGAGAUUGAAAAAUUUGACUAACGCUAAGGUAUACUACCAACUGGAGUCCACUGCUUCCAAAUUGUAUUAUUUCAAGCCUCGCUACGGUUCCAUCGAUCCAGAGCAAGAAUCGUAUGUUUAUGUAUUCUUAUUGCCUUUUGAUCUUGAGUAUCCGGCAAAUCGCAACCAUGAGCUAAUCGUUCAAAGCAUGCUAGCGGGGAAUGAGAAAGAAGAAGAUUUACCUCAGCUGUUUGAACACACAAAUCCAGCACAAAUUCGGACACGCAGAGUAAAGUGCAUCCCUUACGAAUAUGAGAUUUUGGCUAUUGAACCGAACCACGAACUCCUGUUUGAAGGUUCAUUCGAUUUACCAUUUUCUUCCAACAUCUCUUUGUACAAUGGUUCUGAUUCUCAUUUGUAUUUCGAUGUACAAACCUCAUCAACCGAUUUGUCGGUCUUUCCAUCCGAAGGAGCAGUAAACAAAUUUGACAGCAAGGAUUUGAUCGUAAUUCGGAAGCCACUGAGUUCAAGUCAUACCAAUGACAACACCGACACAAUCACAAUAAGGGAAUCCACGUCCAGUGAUAUGUUUGUGCAAGACUCUGUCCUAACAAAGCUCACCACAAUCAAAUGUGUGUAUACUACUCCGAAAACAACGCCGUCCACCGGUGAUUGCCAACGAUCAAUAAGCGAUUUACGGAAUGUCGAUUGAGACAAGAGCGUUUGAAGCACCACCUCCAACCGGUUUAAAUAUCAAUCGAGGUGUAGUUGCUCGGUAUCUUUCACAUACUCUCUGCGGUUUAUGAUCACAAUCCGCCUAUAUGCAGAUGCUCCUCAAAACCAUGGUUUCUAAAUGUAUCAACUCGAUUUGCCAAGAUCAUUUUAACUGCUAUGAAUAAAAUCUUUAAUCACAUUCGUUUC
Molecule: messenger RNA, 1154 nt
Organism: Dicrocoelium dendriticum
Lineage: Eukaryota; Metazoa; Platyhelminthes; Trematoda; Plagiorchiida; Dicrocoeliidae
Source: the annotation of a GenBank genome assembly